Messenger RNA from Hippopotamus amphibius kiboko, 2214 nucleotides. Its product is annotated as collagen alpha-1(III) chain-like. The transcript is spliced from 7 exons. Bases 1 to 2214 code for a protein of 737 amino acids. Lineage: Eukaryota; Metazoa; Chordata; Mammalia; Artiodactyla; Hippopotamidae. The record is from RefSeq and is a predicted model, not a curated record.
AUGAACCGUGCCCCAUCUGCGAGGGUUUGGGAGGGUGAGGAGGGCGCCGGCGGCUUCGAUCACGGCCGCGGCUCCGGCGCGCGCCUGCCUGGCGCCCGCCGGGAUGCCCCCACCCUCCUCCGUGCUCACACAGUCCCCGACCCGUUAGACAUCCGUGCGUUUGGCCAGUACAGGGGCGGAGCUCGGGGCCCAGGUGCCCGGCCGGGGCCUCAUGCAGGCCUGAGUGCAGGGGGCCACACAGGAGCGCCCCCGACCUGGCCCCUGAGACGGAUGGCCUCCCCACCGCCCGCGGGAUUCCUGCCCAAACUGGGUCCGACUCCUCAUCACACCCUUCAAACCGCCCGGGCCUCACGGGCCCACGGGGCAGCGAGGGGUCCCGGAGGGGCUCCUGCCCGCGGGGACGCCAGCAGAAAGCUGCUGCUAUUUGGGCAGGUCUGCGGCUCGGCCAGCGACAGACCUGUCAGCUGCCUCCCGGGGAGGAGUGGGCCGCGGGGCAGGGGUGCAGCGCCUUCCGCGGGCCGCCGGGCCGGCCUGACCCCCGCCGCGGCCAGACCUGGUCUGAGCAGUGGCAGCGGGGACGGGGCGGCCGCGGGGCAGGGGUGCCGCCCGCAGCAGGGGCCGCGCUGCGUGUCUCCUGCCAGUGGCUCUGGCCCCGGGCCACGUGAGCAGACGCUGAGCCACAUUUCCACCGCGCCGCGGAGAGCAGGCCACCGCGAGGCUGGAGCCGGGGCGUCCGGCCGCAAGGCUGUGGGCUCAGAAUUUCCAGGCUGGGAAGCGGGUCCUGAGGGGGAGGGAGGCCUCCCCGGUCCGCGGGGUGCCGGCCUCGCUGGGCCGGGGCGGGCAGCUGGGGUCCGCCUGGGCGGGGGGACGGGGCCGGAACCCAGUGCGCCUCCCACGUGCCCUCACCGGGCGGCCCCUCCCCACCGGGGCUGGUCUGGGGCCCCCGCCCUGGGGGUGGCUCCUCCCGUGCUGCCCCCACGUCUGAAAGCGGCCCCUCAGCUGGCAUCCUUUCUGUUGAACCUGCCACCGUGGCCAGACAGGGCAGGCCUGGACACCACCCCACAGACCCCAGAAGGGCCACGUGCCGUCGUGGGGGAGGGGUGGAUGGAGGCCAGGAGGACCGGCCUGGGGAGGUGUCUUUGUCCCCCGGGAGCCCCGCCCUCUGUGCUCAAAGCUCAGGCACUGUGUCUCCCCAACGACCAGGAGCCCCAGCUCUCCCUUCCCCCCAGGGGCCCCCCGCAAGCAGUGCUGGGGCCACAGCAAGUGGACACAUCUCAGGACAGCAGGGCCCAGCUACCCCAGCAGAACGAUGAGGGGCCCAGGCAGGGCUGGUGGAGGGACCGUCACCCGCCCCGGGUCCGCGGAAUCAGUGGCCCGGCCUCCCCAGCCGCCAGCCCUCCCCAGGGCUCUCCCUGUCGACGGGACCCGUGGCGGGUGUGGCUGCUGGGCACCUGCGGGGCCAGUAGGGCUGCGGACGGGGAGCGCUGGGCCGGGGCUCCUGGACAGCGGGAGGCGUCCAGGCCUUUGGAGGCGACAGGCUGUGCCUCCCCCUCCGCGCCUGCCCCUCCUCCUCUAACCCAGGCUGCGAACGGGGCAGACGAGGGGCAGGCGCCGCCGGAUCCGGCGCGCCCCUCCCCCGGUGCCCAGGCCUUCUGUGGGUCUCGGAGCCCCUCCCGAGGCCUAGCUCUGCUGGACGGGCCCCCAGAGAGGGCGCGGGAGGCGGCGGCGCCCGCAGCCCCGGAAGAGGCCCUCCAGGCCAGGUGCUGGCGGGCGAGCGGUGAGGGCCCUCCUGCUCCCCGCGGGGUCCUUCCCGGGUGCCCACCCGUCAGCGUCAUCUACACUCCCAGCCGAGACCCAGAGCAGACGUGGACGCGCAGCCUCAAGCCGCCCCACGUCCUGCUGGGGGGACCCCACCCUGGGCAGCCUUGCCGCGGGUGGGCGCGCAGGAAGCACGGCUGCUUCCCAGCUCGGCGCUGGCCACCACUGGAGCCCACCUCUGAUGGGCGGGUCACACUGGGACUGGGGGCUGCUCACACACCCGGGGCACUCGACUCCUUUCGACACGCCAGGCUCGGGCCCCGGGGCGCAAUGACCCCGGAACCGGGGUGUCCCUGCUGGGACCUGGAGAACCCUGAGAGGCGUGGGCAGCAGAGCCCCAACGGCAGCUCAAACGCCCCCGACAUGUCCACAGACCCUGCAGCCCACGUCUUCUAG